AUGUCCUUCGGGUUAACCAACGCUCCGGCAAUAUUCAUGGACUACAUGAAUAGAAUUUUCCGUCCGUACUUGGAUAAGUUUGUUGUCGUCUUCAUUAAUGACAUUCUUAUUUACUCCAAGACAGAAGAGGAGCAUAAGGAUCAUUUGUGGAUUAUGCUACAAAUCUUGAAGGAAAGAAAACUGUACGCUAAGUUAACUAAAUGCGAGUUCUGGAAGAGUGAGGUAAAAUUUCUUGGCCACGUGGUAAGCAAGCAAGGAAUAGCUGUGGAUCCUGCUAAAGUUGAGGCAGUGAUGAAUUGGGAGCGACCAACUUCUGUGACGAAGAUUAGAAGUUUUCUAGGUUUGGUGGGUUAUUAUCAGAGGUUCAUUAAAGGGUUUUCACAACUCGCCUUACCUUUAACCAAGCCGACUAGGAAGGAUGCGCCGUUUGUCUGGACUCCAGAGUGUGAGGGGAGUUUUCAAGCAUUGAAGCAGAGGUUGACCACUGCACCUGUGUUGGUGUUCCCUGAGCUGAGUGAAUCGUUCGAGGUGUACUGUGAUGCAUCCUUGAAGGGUCUGGGGUGUGUACUGAUGUAG
Molecule: messenger RNA, 576 nt
Organism: Arachis ipaensis
Lineage: Eukaryota; Viridiplantae; Streptophyta; Magnoliopsida; Fabales; Fabaceae
Source: RefSeq, a predicted model, not a curated record